Bufo gargarizans (Asiatic toad) is the source of this 2754-nucleotide messenger RNA. It is a transcript of the gene TMEM62, whose product is annotated as transmembrane protein 62. The transcript has 12 exons. The record is from RefSeq and is a predicted model, not a curated record. The coding region runs from base 310 to 1617 and encodes 435 amino acids. NCBI's taxonomy places the organism in Eukaryota, Metazoa, Chordata, Amphibia, Anura, Bufonidae.
AAGGACAAGCUGGGCUCAGACCAGUUUGAGGACGAGUGGCAGAUUUACAAGUCUGCGCUGAAAAAGUCACGGAUAUUGGAAAAAACAACCUGGAUAGAUAUUCGCGGAAACCACGAUUCAUUUAACAUUGCAGACCUGAGCAGCAGCAAUAACUACUACAGGAAAUAUUCUGGAUGGCAAAAAGAAGGCUCCUUCCACUUUGUUCAUCACACCCCAUUUGGAAAUUAUUCUUUUAUUUGUGUUGAUGCCACCCUCACCCCAGGACCCAAGAGACCUUACAACUUCUUUGGGAUAAUUAAUCAGAGCCAGAUGCAGAAGUUGUCCAUGCUCGCCGCUGAGAGCCUCCAUAGUAAUCAGUCGGUGUGGUUUGGCCAUUAUCCAUCUUCGACCAUUGUGUCGCCUUCUCCUGGCAUCCGGGCAGUCAUGAGUUCAGCUGUGGCGUACAUGUGUGGUCACCUGCACACACUAGGAGGCUUAGCCCCGGUCCUGCACUCCCAGCAUCAACAAGGGACCUUAGAGCUGGAGUUGGGAGAUUGGAAGGAUAACCGAAGAUAUCGCAUCUUUGCCUUUGAUCACGACCUGUUCAGCUUCGUGGACCUGCAGUAUGACAAAUGGCCCGCCAUCCUUAUCACCAAUCCGAAAUCUGCGCUUUACACAAAUCCUGCAGAGGAGCCUUUACGACGGAUCCUCCACUCAACACAUAUCAGAAUCCUGGUAUUUUCUCCGGACCCGAUCACUUCAGUAAAGGUGUUUAUAGAUGGAAAUGAAGUAGGGGAGGCUGCGCACUCAUCUGGUCCAUUAUAUGUUUUAGAAUGGAUGGCUGAAAAAUAUAAGACUGGGCUCCAUGAGAUCAAAGUCAAAGUUGAGGAUGCAGCAGAAAGAAGUCUAUCUAGAAGCCACUUGUUCAGCUUAGAAGAUGAUGCUGCCGUCAGCUUUAGCAUUUUUCCAUCUCUAAUUCUUCUUAUGGAUCACUAUGUUUUGUCACAGGUCCUGUUCAUUCUGAUCGUACUGAGUCAGCUCAUUUUACUGAUUGUUUUCCGGAUCAAAAGGCGAACCGUUCUUAGGGGCCCCCCUGGAUGCUUCACACUGGCCUCCUUCUCCGUGCAUGUACUAUGUAAAUGCAAUACUUUCUUCUACACCAUCUUAGUGCUCAACCUCUACACAGCAGUAGGACCCUGGUUCAUUGGAGAAAUAAUUGAUGGCCAUGUCGGAGCGUGCUUUGCAUUUGGAGUGGUUGUUGGAGGCCAUUUCUUACAAGGAAGCCUGACGUAUAUGGUUGGAAUAACACAGAUGGUUUUCUUUAAUAUUCCCAUGACUAUGUAUCUCUGCUGGUGUCUGCUGCUGCGGUGUAGAGGCUUUGGUUUCUUCUCCCACCUGAAGAAUAGUAGGAAGAUUGUCUGCAUUCCCAUACACCUCUUCAUCUUUCUUUUGCUGGCAUGGCAGACCUACUCAGUCUUCUUCUUGAUGUUAACCUAUGGCACCUUGGCGGCCUUCCUUUCCCCAAUGAAGCUGUGGCUGGUGGUAGCCACGCUGGUGUUGGGUAGGAGAGUAUGGGUAUACAACUCUGCCGAACUGAGAUCAUACACAGUUGAGCUAAAGAAUUGCCAAAGUACUUGAUCCAAGCUCACCUGACGCCUAUAACAGGUGGGUUGUUGUGUGGUGCAUUCGAAUACUAUAACCUGAAACAACACACAGCACGCACACCAAGUUGUACCGGGACAGUUUACUACUUCCACUAGUUUUUAUUUGCUGGAUAUUUUUCUUCACAUGCAUCAAGUACAUCAACUGUCAGAUUGGAUUCAGUCGGUCAGAGCAGACUGGAAGGUGUCAAAUAGCAGAAGGAGAAAAACGUAUUCAGAUGCACAAUGCACACUUUCAACUGUCCAAGAAAUAACACAAGGUAAUAUUUUAAAGGGAAUGUAUCAUAUAAUGACAUCUUUUAUUAAAUCAGGUUUUUAUUAAAACUUUUUAUUUGAAAAGUAAACCUUAAAAAUAUUACACUGGCCACCGGAGGACACACAAUAAGCAGACAUGUCCUGCUUUUUGCAGCUCUCUUGUCAGCUUUGCCUCACAGACUGGGACAGAGUCGGCAGAGAAUAAUUUAAACAGUAUCUGUCAGCUGUGCUGACUUGUCCGGUUUAGUAAUUACUGACAGGUCCUCUUUAAUCCAAAAUGGAAGCACCCUAAAGUUCAAUUUUUUUUUUUUUUUAAGUGCUAGCUUUAAUCCAUAGUCGGCAAUCCAGUAGAAUCAUCUACUAGAUUGCAGACUAUGGAUUAAUGCAAGCACGUUGUUCACCUUUGUUUUAUUUUGGACUAUUUGAGGAGCUAUUUGGACUUGGCUCCCAUCUGGGCGAGCACCAACCCUUCUCUAUAUAGACAAUGCCUGCUGUAUUAUUUUUCUUUUAGGUCCCCUUGAAUCACAGUUCUAUUAUACUUCUGCCUAGAUGACACAAGAUAGCAAUAAGGCCUCAUGCACACGAAUAUAUCUAACGCAGAUUCACAAAAUUCUGAUGAGGUCCAGGUUGCAUCUGUUUUUUUUUGGGGGGGGAACCAAUUACGGUAACUGGGCAAGAAUAGGACGUUCUAUCUUUUCUGCAUCCGUAUGUCCGUUCUGCAAGGACAUAGAACAUGUCUUGUACUUGGCUGCGGACCAAGGCUCCAUUGAACUCAACGGGUCAGCAGAAAAACAGAUGCAACAUGGACGGCCUCCGUAUUUUGCAGAUCCACAUUUUGCAAGGCCCUGGAUACCUGAAG